Messenger RNA from Scedosporium apiospermum, 1290 nucleotides. RefSeq lists its product as uncharacterized. The record is from RefSeq and is a predicted model, not a curated record. The transcript has 3 exons. Lineage: Eukaryota; Fungi; Ascomycota; Sordariomycetes; Microascales; Microascaceae. The coding region runs from base 1 to 1290 and encodes 429 amino acids.
AUGUCGCUUCUCUAUGACUUCCUCGGCCUCGACCUGGCCGACGAGUCGACUCGCGCGGCGCUCGCCAUAGUCGCCAUCACCAUCCUCGCGACCCUCACCACCAUGGCCCUCGCCCGCUCGGUCCUGUAUCCGCGCAGACCGUCCGUCAUUCCCAAUCCCCUACAGACCAAGAUCCCGGCGCUUUCGGAGAAGGAGGUCGCCAAGUUGGAAUAUAAGCCCGAUUCGUAUCCGGGUGCGCGUGAUGUUAUUACACCGUAUGGCAGUAUAAGAGUAUAUGAAUGGGGACCCGAAGACGGCCAAAAAGUCCUCUUCAUCCACGGCAUCUCAACCUCAUGCAUGACCGUCUCAAGACUCGCCAAAGCCAUGGUCGACCGAGGCUACCGCGUAAUGCUCUUCGAUCUCUUCGGCCGAGGUUUCUCAGACGGCGUCGGCGAUCUCCCCCACGACGCCCGCCUCUACGUCAGCCAAGCCCUCCUCGCCCUCGCCUCCUCCCCGCUCCCCUGGACCGGCACCAACUCCCUCCGCCUCGUCGGCUACUCCAUGGGCGGCGGCAUAGCUGUGCACUUCGCCAGCGCCUUCCCGCACAUGGUCGAGUCACUCGUCCUCCUCGCCCCCGCGGGGCUCAUCCGGCCCCAGAACUUCGGCAUCGUCAGUCGCGUGCUCUUCCGCUCGGGUCUCGUGCCCGACCGCUUCGUCGGCGAGCUUGCGCGCAUUCGGCUUCGGAAACCCAUCGCUAGUAGCGUCACGAAGAAGAAGUCGGCUACUCCGAGUCCCAACCGCGCUGGAUCUCCCGACGAUGUGGUUGCCGUGUCGGCCGACGAGCUCCACACCGCGCUACAUCGAUCCGGCUCUCAACACCACGACCAUCACCACCAGAAAUCCAUAGCCGACCUGGGCGCCGCCGAGGGGGCCGAUCCCCCCAACCCUGAGCACGUCACGGCCCUCGAGAAGCGCGUGCUCGACUACAUCGCCUGGAUGGCCGAACACCACGCCGGAUUCGUCCCCGCCUUCCUCUCGAGCCUGCGCCAUGCGCCCCUCAUGGACCAGCACGAUUCCUGGGUGAAGAUUGGCGAGAGGGAACCCGGAUCUACCUGUAUCCUCCUCGCGAGGGACGACGAGAUCAUCAACCCCGACGAUUACCGCAGUGAUGGCCUUCAUCUCGUCGGUGGCGAGGAUAGGGUUACUUGGACUCUUGUGGAUGGUGGGCAUGAUUUCGUCAUGACGCAUUCGAGGCAGAUUAUGCAGGAGUUGGACCGGUUUUGGGGUGUUAAGGCCGAGCUAGCGAAUUAA